Messenger RNA from Magallana angulata, 1301 nucleotides. RefSeq lists its product as uncharacterized. NCBI's taxonomy places the organism in Eukaryota, Metazoa, Mollusca, Bivalvia, Ostreida, Ostreidae. The coding region runs from base 405 to 947 and encodes 180 amino acids. The transcript is spliced from 3 exons. The record is from RefSeq and is a predicted model, not a curated record. Gene Ontology annotation, molecular function: oxygen binding; heme binding.
AGGAUUAAACCAGGUAGAUUUGCUGAAUAGAAUUUAUUACCGGAUUAAUGAGUGAUAUUUGAAAUCGUGUUUGGCGCAGAAGUCGGCAAAGGACACAAAAAGGGAAAACGGAAAGGGCUACUUGUGACAGAAGCAUGUCCCGCUGAAUUGAUGAAAUUCCAAAAGGGUAAAGUUGAUGUUGAAUGAUAUUCGGAGAACUUGGCAGAGGAUCACCGACUAUAUUUGCCUAUUGCCUGAGAUUAAUGAAUGCUUGCAUUAAAGGGGCGUCGUUCUCUCGCACUUGUACUCGGAAAAAGCCUCUUUUAGGUUGAUACGUUUGGAAAGGUCACUGCUCUUUGGGUUCACGGAUCUUGGAGAACCUGUUCUGGGGAAUGAUAUACAGAUAAAAAACAAAACAAUUUACAAUGGGGAACCUGAAAUCCAAAUUGAAGCGUUCGAAAAGUAAAUCCAAAAAGUCGGCUCAGUUACCCGACUCUUCAUCCACCAACAAGACUGUGGAUCCGCGCCUACCGUUCUCAAACUACCGACAGAUCUUUAAUAUUCGUAAUGGAUGGAAAUCGGUGGCCCGGGUGAUGGAGGACACAGCCAAAGAAACUCUUAUCAGACUAUUGGAGAAACACCCCGAAUACAGAGAGAAGUACCCCAUGAUAGCUAGUCUCAACACAGAGGAAGAACUCAGGGAGAGCUUGGAGUUUGAGACAUACGCCAUGCAGAUCUUUGGACUCUUUGAUGAGGUUAUUCAAAAUCUGGAAAACGUUGAUGCAGCACUUGACGAAAUCGAACACACCGGAAAACAACUCACGUUACAGCUUAUCACGGAUCUGGAGGAAUGCUUUAUGAACUCUUUACAUUUGGUUCUAGAUGAACGGUUUACAGAUACAUUACAGGAGAACUAUCGCCUUUUGUAUGGAUUUGUCAAAUCUAAUAUACCACAACAGGGUGCCUGACAGUAAUGGCCUUGUAGUCCUGUAUAGGAACGCUGUAAACGAAUGUUUAGGACAUAUCAAGUGUACAACGUUACGAGUACAGACUGAUAUAAUGGGACUCUGGACGUUGACUAAUUUGGCAGGCACAGAAACACAACGAACACUUUAUAUCUUUAUUUCAUUAAAUUAUUUAUUUCAGUAGAAGCAAUAUUACAUAAGUAAUUCUUCUAUAGAACCAUGCAAUUAUGGUGCAUGUUGAAUGAGAAUUCAUGCAAAUAUGCAUAUUGUAUUUAUAUUAUUUUGUGCAAAUUUACUGGAUGGUACAAUAUUUUAUGCAGAUGUUGCUACAAUAAAAGCAGAUAUAGAAACAAUCAA